AUGAUCACUAUAACACCCUCUGAUAGAAAACCCACACCACCUGCUGAUCUUAGGCCAUAUCCUUGUGUGAUUCUUCUAACAUCACGUGACAUCCUUCCAACAUCCUAUGACAGGUUUUCAGCAUAUUCUAACACCCUCACAGCAUUCUGCGAUAUUCUUCUAACAACGAGUAAUAAUACUAUUCUAGCACCCUCUUACACCUUUCCAACAGCCGCUGACACUCUUCCAGCAUCUCCUGACACCCUUCCAGCAUCUCCUGACACCCUUUCGGCAUCUCCUGACACCCUUCCAGCAUCUCCUGACACUCCUCCAACGUCCCCCACCCUGCUAGGAUCUCCUGACACCCUUUCGGCAUCUCCUGACACCCUUCCAGCAUCUCCUGACACUCCUCCAACGUCCCCCACCCUGCUAGGAUCUCCUGACACCCUUCCGGCAUCUCCUGAUACCCUUCCAGUACCUCCUGACACCCUUGCAGCAUCUCCUGACACCCUUCCGGCAUCUCCUGACACCCUUCCAGCAUCUGACACCCUUCCAGCAUCUCCUGACAUCCUUGCAGCAUCUCCUGACACCCUUCCAGCAUCUCCUGACACCCUUGCAGCAUCUCCUUCCAGCAUCUCCUGA
Molecule: messenger RNA, 621 nt
Organism: Penaeus indicus
Lineage: Eukaryota; Metazoa; Arthropoda; Malacostraca; Decapoda; Penaeidae
Product: DNA-directed RNA polymerase II subunit RPB1-like
Exons: 2
Coding region: 1-621 (206 amino acids)
Source: RefSeq, a predicted model, not a curated record